This is a messenger RNA of Coturnix japonica (Japanese quail), 7550 nucleotides long. RefSeq names its product Wnt family member 9A (gene WNT9A). Gene Ontology annotation, cellular component: extracellular region. NCBI's taxonomy places the organism in Eukaryota, Metazoa, Chordata, Aves, Galliformes, Phasianidae. Gene Ontology annotation, molecular function: frizzled binding; cytokine activity. Gene Ontology annotation, biological process: neuron differentiation; cell fate commitment; canonical Wnt signaling pathway. The record is from RefSeq and is a predicted model, not a curated record.
GGAACGAGAUGAGCAGCGCCGGAGCCGCUGCAAGAUGCUGGAUGGACACGUCCUGCUGGGAUGGCUCUCCUCCUGCGCGCUUCUAGGGCUGCUCGCCUGCACCCCGCGGCCAUCCGCCGCUUAUUUCGGGCUGACGGGCAACGAACCCCUGACCAUCCUCCCUCUGACUUCAGAAAUGGAGGAAGCCGCUGUCAAAGCCCACUACAAAGUCUGUGACCGCCUGAAGCUGGAGAAGAAGCAGCGCAGGAUGUGCCGGCGGGACCCCGGUGUGGCAGAGACCCUGAUGGAGGCCAUCAGCAUGAGUGCACUGGAGUGCCAGUACCAGUUUCGCUUUGAGCGUUGGAAUUGCACCCUGGAGGGCCGCUACCGGGCCAGCUUGCUAAAGAGAGGUUUCAAGGAGACAGCCUUCCUCUACGCCAUUUCCUCUGCAGGGCUGACACAUGCUAUGGCCAAAGCAUGCAGUGCAGGCCGGAUGGAGCGCUGUACCUGCGACGAGGCCCCGGACCUGGAGAAUCGUGAAGCCUGGCAAUGGGGUGGCUGUGGUGACAACCUGAAAUACAGCAACAAGUUUGUCAAGGAGUUCUUGGGGAGGAAGCCCAACAAGGACCUGCGAGCCAGGGUGGAUUUCCACAAUAACCUUGUGGGCAUGAAGGUCAUCAAAGCUGGUGUGGAGACAACCUGUAAGUGCCAUGGUGUGUCUGGGUCCUGCACCGUCCGAACGUGCUGGAGGCAGCUCUCUCCAUUCCAUGAAAUAGGGAAGCAGCUGAAGCAGAAGUACGAGACGUCACUCAAAGUGGGCAGCACUACCAACGAGGCCACGGGGGAAGGAGAUAUUUCCCCACCCAAGAAAUCCAUCCCUGGUCACAGUGAUCAAAUCCCAAGGACUACGGAUCUUGUCUACAUUGACGAUUCCCCAAGCUUUUGUCUGAUGAGCAGAUACUCACCCGGGACUUCGGGAAGGAAGUGUUACAAAGACAAGAACUGUGACAGCAUCUGCUGUGGGCGAGGGCACAACACGCAGAGCCGGGUGGUCACUCGGCCAUGCCAGUGCCAAGUUCGUUGGUGCUGCUACGUGGAAUGCAAGCAAUGCACCCAGAGAGAGGAGGUUUACACCUGUAAAGACUGACGCAUCUUCUGCCUGAUAGCAACCCUCAGCGGCAGGCGAUCAUGGUCUAUGAGAACUACAUAUGGAGACAAACAGGGUUUGAUUGACCUUCUGGGAUCUGAAAGCUAUGUUGAGACAUAAGCACUUUGUAGGGUACAGGUGACCCAGCUGUGUUGCUGUUUUGUUGUUGUUUUGUUUUGUUUUUCCUGUAGACUGAAUUCUAAUGAGGUCCAACCAUGUGGAAAUAAGUGCCUGUCACACUGGGGCUAGAUACCAGUUGACCUUUACCUUCAUCGUCCACGCAAUUUGAUGGAUCAUUUCUCCUUGGAACAUCAUGAUCAUUUCAUCAAUCCUCCAUGAACUUCUGGGCUGAUAGAUUCUCUCUGGAAUAGUUAACCUAUAUUACUUUCUUCCUGAAGCUUACCCAGCAGCUUAGAGAGCUGGACAGAUUUAAAAAAAAAAAAAAAAAAAGGAAAAAAAAAAAAAAGAAAAAAUUAAAAAAGAAAAGAAAAAAAAGAUCUUUCUGCUUUGAGUGCAGAGAUAUGAGAAGUGGUCAUUUCUUCCCUCUUCUAAAGCUGAGGAGAAGGGUAGGGUAAGCAAAAACAGUCCUUAUAGCAGUUGUUCUUCUAAUGACACUUCUGCACUUCCAGCAAACAAGGCUCUGACAAAGUGACCCACUUGGAUGGUAAGCUUUUUAAUGACAGCUCCAUAUCCCUGUGCUUUGAUCACUAAGUACAGUUGGGUCCACCAUGUUGCAGAUGGCAGUAUAUCCAAGAAAGAGGUUGGGAAGUCGUUAUGAAACCAGAUGUGCCUGUUCCCUUCAGUCAUGUUGUUUUUUUUUCCCCAUACAAUUACUUCAAAUGCAGUUCCUUCAGCACUAUCACUGUCUUAAUUUUUAUUUAACAAACAAACAAACAAACCACUAGAUAAUUUUAUUUUCCCUUUGUGCGUGACUAUUUUCUCUCCUCUUCCUGCCUCUUAAUGAUUGAAUUCACCCUGUGGAAAUUGCUUCAGAAAUCUAAACUGGAACUUUUCAGUCUUAUGUUAGCUGAAUUUGGACGUGUUUUUGAGGAGGACAGGAGAAAUUCCAGUGCAUCUUGGAACGCAGCAAUGUCUUGCAUUGUAUAGCAGCUGUUUUGGACUGGAUCGGACCUUUGGAGGAUUCGACUUUUCUUUUACUAGGUCAUCAUUCCAUUUACUAUUAACUACAGCAGUGGUACAUGACACAAGCUGUAUGUAGUAAACCCUAUGACCUUAAGAUUUGUUUUAACCACUAGAUUGAGAACUGUGUUUUAAAAGUACAGUUGCUAAAUGGUAACCAACUGUUGGAUUUGGAACUUCUUAUCAACGCAAAGACAACCUAGCAAGUGGCCAGAGAAGCCAGAAGUCAACUGCAGAGGUAGAUAGCUCUGACGCUGUGAAAUAGAUGACAAUCUUCAGCAUUUCUUUUUCCUUUUGAAGAGGAUAUUCUCAAUCGAGGACUUGAUGCAGUAAUAACCAUUAGUCAUAUAAAAGUGCUUCUGGGAUUGGCAGUGGCUGGUGAAUGCCUCAACAAAGCUUUCUGAGGAAACACUGGAGAGCAGAGGGCAUUGUAUUAUAUUUUUAUAUCAGCUUUUGAUUGUCCAGUAGUAGCAAUUUCCACCCAUUUUGUACUGAACAUUGAUCUGGUUCUCAAAAGAGGAAAGCUGGCUGGAGUUUUUCAAGUAGUAGUAGAGGUCAACCAAGCAAAAAGAGCAGUUUUUCAAGAAGGACCAUUAUUAUUCAAGGCAUUGUGUUAUUUUCUUUCUUUUUUUUCUUUCCCCAAACAAUAGCCACUAAUAUUUAAGCUGUUUAUGUGCAUCUACUGGGAGGAAAAAAGAUUAUUUUUUUUUCUUGGUAACAGAUAACUGCAGCCCAACCUGACUUAUUGGCAUCAAAUCUAGAGGUAGGGGACUCAGGAGGGACAGGGUCCUACAAAGUAAAGCAAACUGGCUCUUUUUUGAUAUUGGUUUAUUUGCUGUACAAAUCUGGAGACUGAGGUAGUGCUGUAGAAGAAGUAAUCCACACAAGGAGUGGUGCACACACAGUAUUUGUCCCUUGCACCAUGACAGAUGCCUGGUGAAGCAUCCGACAAAGAGGUUUUGCAGGAAGGUCUCAUGGCUUCUGAGGGAUGCACCUCUUUGAAAGUCACUCACAAGCAGUUUAUCUAAUGGUUUAAACAGUAAACUGACUAGAAACCUAUUAUUAUUCAGUGUCGGCAUGCGAGUAUGUAGCUACGCGUAUGCAGACACAUAAAUAUAUAUAUAUAAAUAUUGAACAAACGUUUAUUUAUUUUAAAGCCCUUCAGAAGGACCUUCUUUUGGUUUCAAUGUGGUAUUAUGUUAAAUUCUUUCUCCCUCUCUCUCUCUCACACACACAUGUGCAUAUGUGCAAGUUCUUUGGCUCAUUCUUACGUGUGUGUGUGUGUGCUAGAAUAGCUCUUCCCCUCCAAAGCAAGGCUGUAUCCAAACCUACUCAAAACAUGAGGGUUUUUGGAUCAGGAUUACUAUUUCUGGCCCAUUUCUUUUUUUAGGUAUUUGUUCUUUGUUGAAGAAUGGGCCGCAAUUUAUGUGCAUUAUUAUUAUUAUUGUUAUUAAUAAUUAUUAUUAUUGUUAUAUUUAAACCGUGGGCCUCAUUUUUCUUCUUUUCACUGGUGUCUCUGUCUCCAUUGACCUCGCUGGAGUAACUCCACAUUGCACUGGUGUGAGAGGAGAAUGAGUCCCUAGAUGCAGAAGAGAGGGCAGAGUUGGCAUGGAUAUCAUUGUAGAGAAAAUAUCUGUGUCUGUGGAGUAGGGUAGCUUGGUGUGUUUGGGGAGAGAGAGAUGGGUGGGCAAUGAGCAGGCUGCCAAAGCUAGACUAGAAGAACGAGGCAAAGAGUGAAUGAACUACUGAGUGAAAGAGCUCUUCUGUGUAUUAUAAUUCACGCACUGAAGCCUGGAUGCUUUCUGUAAGUAUUUAAAAAACAACAAAAAACCAACCUAAAAAUAAAGCAAACAAUCAAACAAAUGGAGAAAAAAAAAGAAAAAAAGAAAAAAAAAAGCAUAAAAAAACCCAAACACACACACACAAAAAACCUAAUUGUAUUUAUGUUAAUGUGGAUAUAUUACUUGCCUGUUCUAUAUUGUAAAUAGCAAGGUUUAUUCUCCUGUGGUUAAAAAAAUAAUAAUAAUAAUAAUUAUAAAUGACUAAAUAGUAGCGAGGCACAUGUGUUAAAUGUAUAGGCAGUGUAUAAAAUGUACUAACACUCUGAAAUCAGGAGAACUCGUCUUCUUGGCCUUUUGACCUAGGGUGGUAAAACAUAUGUGGGUUAUUCCUCUUCUCCCCUCACCUUGUUGUGUGUGUUUCUUGGGUGGCAUGGGGGGAUGUUUAACUCCAGCAUUUUCCAAUGUUUGCCUUACCUUUGAAGAAAGAAUUUGGGGAAAAAACCUUGUUUUGGAAGAAUCCGAUGGAGCUCGAGUGGCACUGAAGCAUGUAGUAGGUGGAAGGAAUAUUGGUAAACCUGCUUAAAAUUCUCUUGAGAUCUUAGUCUGGGUUUUCUGCAAGAAACCCUGGAGGCCUCUGUCAGACACUGACUGCUGUCCUUUGGGUUACUGCUGCUUCAAAUUGGAUUUUUCCAGAUAGUCUGAUUCCAUCCCCACACCAUGAGAUCUCCAGUGCAAUUCAUUGAAAUUGUUCAUAUUUGCAAAACUAUUUUAGGAGUGAAUUUGGGCCUGGAAUCUUUCAUGGCAUCACUUCAUAAAAACAAAACAAAACAAAAAACGAGUGCAAAGCAACUUUUUCUCUCCUUCCCAUCUGCUAUGCCCCCAAGAAACAGAUUUUUGCAGCAGAUAUAACUGGAGAAGGAUAGAUGGGUGUACGGGAGGUCUGUGGCUUCUGAUCUCCUUUCACCUCCUGUCCCCCAAAAGUGUCAAAGUGUUGGUUCUCCUGAGCUGAUCCAGCAAGACUUGCAAGAUUGGUUUUGGGGUGGGGGGUGGGGUGCAACCAUUAUUUAUAUAACUUUUUUAUUAUUAUUAUUAUUUUUUUUUUUUAAAGAGAAGUUAGCUGAUGGAAGAAUAUUUUUAUUGAAUAGUGCAUUUAGUUAUGUCAGAAAUAUAAAAAUAUAUAUAUAUAAUAUUUUUGUAAACAAGGCAAACUGAAAACGUUUGCUGUUUUAUAUUAGAAUUUUCUAUUAAAAUAAAUAAAAAACAAAACAAACAAACAAAAAAAAAAAAACAACCCCACACAAAUAAUUGUUGCACCCGUCAUCUGUUUUUUAACAAGCUUCUAUUCUGUGUGACUGACUCAUAUAUACCGGAUGUGGAGAUGUGCAAAACGAAUCCUCAACGUUACGUUCUAGUUGUCUUCCCACUCCCAAAAGAUUCCAUUUGGUGGGAUGUGUUUAAUCUGAAGGGGAUUUUUCUUUAUGAACACUGAAAAUGGAUUAUGGAGAUGAACAGAAUUGAUAGCUUGCAAUUAAAACACACACACAAAAAAAACCCCAAACAAACCUUACCCUGAAACCUCAAGCUUUUGAUUUUUAGUUGUGCUUACUGGUCUUGGCAUAGUUUUGGAGGAAGGAAAUCCUAUUUGCAAUAAUUGAAUAUUUGCCAUUGAUCUCAGUUGGGCUGGGUAGAAUGUAUUCUACAAAGGUAGCUGGAAAGAAAGCACCCGAGUGAGUGGGAAGGUUAAAAGGAGGACCAAACUCAAGGCUUGAUCUAACAGAAGCGAUUUGCAUCAAUUUGAAUGAAAAUUGGGGAGCAGUUCAGGAAGCCUGUUGUUCAACUUUAGAAGGAAGGGAAGAGCUAUGGAGCAUCUUUUUCAGAGCUGGUUUGCAGAUCCGGGCACUGGAGAAACAAUUUCUGAGGAUUAUUUAUUGUUGGCCACGUCUGCCUUCCUUCAGCCCAGGUCUUGAAUUUCUUUGUUAAUCGUUUUUCAGCUGCCCUACUUUAGCCAACGUAUGAGAAGAAAUUAGGUUGGUUUGGCCAUAGUAGGGUUGGGUGAGAAUCCAGAUGAAGGGACAGAUUUCUCAAGGGUACUUUCAUGGUGUAGAUGCUCCUUAAGGUAAUUUUCUGGCAGAUUAUAGUGCCUGUGAAAAAUUCCUCGGUCACUGUAGCAGUAAAAUUAGAUCUAUGCUGUACUUGCUAUAACAGGUGCAGCAAAGCUCUGUGUUCCCAGUCUUUUUGGUUCUGCAUGCACAUCUGGUAGGCAGAGUCUGGCUUCCAGGGUCGGCUUAUCUUGGCCAUCACUUUUGAGGAUGCUAACUAGGUGAUGACUUUUGGAGAGCGGUAUUUUCCUGCAAAACGAAUAAUGCGUUUUAUGACCAUUGCUGUCAGUGUAACUGAGAGGAGGCUCAAUAUGGCACAGGAUCAGGGCGGUAGAAGUCUGGUUGUUGCUAAAGCAAUCUAGCUUAGUUCCAUAAAUACUAUUAAUCUUUUCAAUUCCAUUGCUACUAAUGAAGGCUGGAUUUGACCAAGCUAUUUCCAGAUCCCAGGGAAGAGAAUAUGUCUAAACAAAAAGCAGUGAAUCUCUAGAUGGAUACUGCAAACACGUUUUAGCUGUGGCAUCAUGGUAGGUUUCCUGUAACUGUUUCUUCAUGGCCAGUGAGUGAGAAGAGUGUAAGCGAAGACCAUAAAUGAUUCAGACACAUGAAAAAGGGAUGUAUCUGAACAAGACAUCUUGUCAGUUGCUGUUGAGUACUUUCAGAAAUGGGCUAACUCCUGCUCAUCAGCGUGUGACAAGGGGACCCGAUGGGACACCCUCACCAAGUCUUCCCAUUCAUCUUGGGCUUGUUCAGGAAAGUCAGGACAGGUGUUGACACUCUUGGUGUAGUGGGAUGUUUGCAGCCAGCCUGGAAUCAUCCCACAUUAGUGAAGGAAAUAGUUAAAAGCGCGCUUGCUCUGGCUCUGUCUGCAGUCAGUGUUGGCAACUCUAGAAGGUGUUUUGGCCAAUGUGAAGGUGCCAUUUUCUCCCAGCUGACAACAGGAUAAGCAGGGAUAAAAUGUAGAGAUGUGGAGGUGAACUCAGGACUAAGCAAGGUCAUGCUUGGAAAACCCUGCUAAGCUCCCCUUAGGCAUGAACCCAUUUGAAGAAGCAGUUGUCAGAUCAGACAGGAAUUUUGCCUUAUUCCACUCCACCCCAGUCUCCAACCUCUGAGACUUGAAUGUAAAGUCUAGGAUUUGUUUUGCACACUUGGGAUGGUAUUUCCUUUUAAAGGGAGGUGGGAAUACUAACAUGAAGGAUUAGUAUUUUUUUUUCUUUUUUUUCUUUUUUUUUUUUUUUUUUCCAUUGUCUUAUGGGAGCCUAAGUUAUUUUUCUCUACCUCAUAUGUACAGCUUGUAGGUAUAAAUCUGAUUCUGAGUGACUGUUAAGAAUGUAUUUAAGUUAUUUAACAUCUUUGUAUAACAAAAAAGCCAGAACAAAUGAAACAAUAAAUGUAUUUUAAAUUAUA